ACGGGAGGGCCGGCGAAAAGUCCCGGAAGCAGGCGAGCCGAGGACGCUUCGGGGGUUUUCUGCCAAGAAUUUGCGAACGUGCUUCGGUGGAAUUAGAAACGAAACCUCAUUUUGUAUCUUUUAAUUAUUAGAUAUAUAUAUUUUUAAAUUUAAUUGUGGUCACCUUCAUUUGGGCGUCGCGGCUUCUUCGCGGGAGGUUUCCCUCAGGUACAUAAAAAAAAAAAGAAAAAAGAAAAACUCACUUUGUUUGCACUUUCGACGAUUUUUUGUGGACAUACUCGAAGAACAAGUUCAAACUAACCCAAGAAUACGAGAAUCCUGACCCCCGUGCAGCCGAUGGGAUGCUGUCCCACAGCCCAUCCGAGAGAGCGCCAGUCUGAAUGGCGCCCUAGUGCCGGCCUUCUUCCCGCCCACUCCAAAGGCGUCGCCGCCCCCUAACGAGCUUCGCAGCCUCCGCCGACCUCCUCGCCGCCAUGGAUAUUCUGACCAACGACACGGAGGGAUGCUACCUGAGCCGCAGCGUGAAAUUUUUCUACGAGAAAAGCGGCAAGAACAUCAGCGACCACUGGCGCCAUCGCGACUACGUGAUCGUCUCGCUGGGCAUGACCGUCUGCUUCAUCGUCAUCUUCUCCAACCUGCUGGUCAUCGGGGCCAUUUUGAAAAACAGGCGCUUCCAUUUCCCCAUCUAUUACUUGCUGGGGAACCUGGCUUUGGCGGACCUCUUCUCAGGUGUCUCCUACCUCCACUUGAUGUUCCACACGGGUCCGUGGACCAUCAAGCUGUCCAAGUAUCAGUGGUUCGUGCGUCAAGGGCUGAUCGACACCAGCCUGACCGCGUCGGUCCUCAACCUGCUGGCCGUGGCCGUGGAGCGCCACCAGACCAUCUUCAACAUGCAGCUGCACAGCAAGAUGAGCACGCGGCGCGUCUUCGUCAUCAUGAUCUUCAUCUGGCUGGUGGCCAUCAUCAUGGGCCUGGUGCCCACCAUGGGAUGGCACUGCCUGUGCGACCUGGACAAGUGCUCCACCAUGGCGCCGCUCUACAGCCGCAGCUACCUGGUGUUCUGGGCCCUCCUCAACCUGCUCACCUUCUCCAUCAUGGUGGCCGUCUACACGCGGAUCUUCUUGUACGUGCGGCACAAGAGCAAGCAGAUGUCGCAGCACACGUCCCAGAUGAGACACCGCGAGACGGUGCUCAACCUGAUGAAGACCGUCUCCAUGAUCUUAGGCUGGUUCGUGAUCUGCUGGACUCCGGGCCUGGUGGUGCUGCUGCUCGACGGCCUGGCGUGCGACCAGUGCAACGUGCUGCACUACGAGAAGUACUGCCUGGUGCUGGCCGAGUGCAACUCCCUGGUCAACCCCAUCAUCUACUCGUUCAGGGACAAGGACAUGCGGCGGACCUUCAGGGAGAUCCUGUGCUGCUUGUGGCGACGCGGCGGCGAGCGGUCCGGCGUCUCCGGCGUGAACUUUAACACCCUGGAACACGAGAACUCAAAGUCUCGCGACGUGGAGCUGAUGGAGAAAAGCAACGGGGCGCCGCUCAUCAGCAAACACUCGGACAUGACGCCGUCUCUGCAGAGUUGGAAUUAAAAAAAAAAAAAAAAAGGAAAAAAGCGCACUCAAGAGCGGAGAGACGCAGAAAGUGACAUCAUGACGUGGACGUGACGGUUGGCGUGGCCCGGGUCUCGUUUCCUGUUUUGCAAACGUUUGGAAAUACUGCUCGAUGAUGCUGUCGCAACAGAGCGUGUGCAGGACUUUUUUUUUUUUUUUUUUUUUUUUUACCAAAAUCAUUUUUUACAUUUUUUAAAACUUUUUUUAAAUAUUUUUUUUAAUUUUAAUUUUUUUUUUUUUUGGUCACAGUUGCAAGCUCUUGCGCCAACUUCCCAUUUUGCCGAGAGGAGGACACACGAGCAAUAAACCAGUCAUAUGAGUUAAGAAGUCAUCCAUUUAUUCGAUUUUUGUUGUGUAUUCCACCAUCUCAGAAGUACUCCGAAUUAUGUAUUUAUGAUGCGUUUUGUUAGUAGCCAGAAAGCUGCACCUCAAAAUUCAAGGUCACACAUUUAGUUUUCAUAACGUUUCCACUUUAGCCACUUUUAUACUAUCAUUGCCGAAAUUUUCAGGCAGUGACUAAAAGUUUUUGCGUUUCACUAAUUUUUCUGCUUCAGGAUAUAUUUUUUAAAAUAUAUAUUUUUUAAUUUGUCCAAGACUUUCACUAUGAACUAAAUAUGACUUUGUGCAAAAAGCUUGGAAAAUAACAUCUGAGGGAAAUGACAAAGUUGGGAAAAAUAUCCCAAGUUUUUUUUUAAUUAUUUAUAUACAUCACAUGAACGUCACAUGAAGGAAGUUAUAAAUUUAAGAAAAUUCGUCAAUUUUUGGUAGGUAGAGCGACGUUGCAAAAAAAAUUAAUCAUGAUCAAAUUGUUAAUAAAUAAAUCCAAGGGUUAAGAAAUUCCCGGAAAAACACGAAAAUGUAACUUUGAAUCAAAUUCUGAAAAUAUCAAAUUAGGAGAAAUGCGUGACGUGCAAAAGUUGGAAAUCAAAUAUUUGUAAAGUUAUUAAAAUAGGUUUAUCUAGUAAUAUAAAUGUUUUAGGGGAAUUUGUGUGAAGUUCAACUUUUUUUUUUUUUUGCAACAAGUAGACAUUAAAAAACAAAAAAAAGUCCACUAAAAACGAAUCAGGUAAAAGUGUAUAAAAAGUCUUAUUAUGCCAAUAUUCUGGAGCAUCUAAAAUCUGUAGGAAAAAUUAAAAACAAAAUUCAAGAAGUCAUAAAAUGUAUGGAAUUUAUGCAAAAUGUACAAUGUUUUAUUUUUAUUUUUUUAAAUCAGAAAUACCAAAUGUUUAUGUGAUGAAACUCUUAGCAACAAUGACAUAGAAACAAAGUGAAGCCAAAAAAAACCUUUUGGGGGGGCAACUGUCACGCUGACGUAGUUGAAAGUAUUUAUGACGACAUUGAGGAAGUAAAUGCAGUAUGUACAGUACAGCAUUUUGGGCAACUGCACAAAGUGAUUGGGAUCAUUCUGUGUCCAUUAAAAAAAAAAAAAAAAAGUAUAUAUUUUUUAAA
This is a messenger RNA of Syngnathoides biaculeatus (alligator pipefish), 3056 nucleotides long. It is a transcript of the gene lpar2b, whose product is annotated as lysophosphatidic acid receptor 2b. Gene Ontology annotation, molecular function: lysophosphatidic acid receptor activity. Gene Ontology annotation, biological process: G protein-coupled receptor signaling pathway. The record is from RefSeq and is a predicted model, not a curated record. The coding region runs from base 474 to 1586 and encodes 370 amino acids. The transcript has 5 exons. Gene Ontology annotation, cellular component: membrane. Lineage: Eukaryota; Metazoa; Chordata; Actinopteri; Syngnathiformes; Syngnathidae.